AUGACAUUCUGCCAACAGGAGGCUAUGUGGUUGAUUUCAGGAACAUGGUUUGUCACGGGUAUGUGGUUGUUUCAGGUGAUUCUGCCAACAGGAGGCUAUGUGACAGUGAGGAAGAGCGAUUUUAAACGUGGAAAAUACCUCGAUGUUUGGUUCCGAGCAUCCGCCGUGGACUUCGAGCAGACCGAGGGACUGUGUGGCUUCUUUGAUGCAGACAGGUCUAACGACUUGAUCACGUCGACAGGAACGUUUUACGAGGGACGAGAAAAGAGACCAGUGGAAUUUUCUAAGAGCUGGAGAGUGGAAAAGGCCAAGUCCAUCUACUCGGGUACAUGUUCAAAUGCUGCUGAUCAGGCCGUCACGGAAUCUCCGGUGUUCUGCAACUGUCUGGAGGGAGAGACGGCCGUCUGUGAUUCAAAUAUCAUCCAGACAUCGUGUGCCCAGGCCAGCCGAAAGGGAAAAAAGAAAGGAAAGGAUAUAACUGAUGAACUGUUGGGCUCUGUGAACACCGAGAAGCCACCGAAAAAAUGCUUAACACAGCAAACCCUGACCGAGUUUGAAUUCAACAUAGACUAUGUGUCACCACAUGUGGAAUAUAACAUAACGUAUAUUGAGGCAGUGAAACAAUGCAAGUUGCGGAUUGAGGCAUCAGCCUCGGGUAGACUGUGUAAAGACGUGAUCAGUGCCAGCUUCUCGGCCAGCCUCGAUAUCUGUGUUGAAGACGUUCAGAUCAUGGGUUCAUUUGAUUGGACUGCGUCAGCAUUGUCUGAUGUGGUAGAACGAUGCCUGACUGCGCUGGAGUUCAACACGGACCUCUGGAAAACCAUCAUGGUGGACGGAGUUGAGGUCUUGCAGCCUCCACCUGACAUCAUCGAUGCCAUCUGCCCCGCCGACUGCAGUGAACACGGGUCGUGUGAAAUAGGUGGGUGUAAUUGUACUGCCAACUACACUGGCGAUGACUGUUCUGUUGAUCUGAAGAAGAAACCCGUGCUGUACGAAUUGACAAAACCCAGGCUGUGUGAUGUCCGCCAGGCUGCCUGUCUUCAGGUUUCUAUAUACGGACAAGGUUUCGCACAAACAACUCAACUCAAGUGCAUAACAGAACAACUGGAGACAUCACAGACGGAGUAUAAAACAACGGGCAAUGUGACUGAAGUAACAGCAACAUAUGUCAGUGAAGAACAGGUGAUUUGCACUCUGAAAUCUACAGGAGCUUUCCAGAUCUCUGUUAAGGUUUCCAGUGCAGCAAGCGAUUCCAUCUUGUAUGUAGCCUUCGAUUCAAUGUGUGACACCUGUACCACCACUGGCUGCCAGAAACAGUCCGGUGUCUGUAUUAUCGACAGCAAGUGUUACGGUGAUGGAUUUGUAAAUCCUGCCAGUUUCAUUGAACGUUGUGACAAUGGAAAAACAUUUUGGGUUACUAUUACCAACACAGACAUAAUUGUCAAGGAGUACAUCUUCCUGCAGAUCAUUACCGCCAAACUCAUAACCGCCAGCUUCAAUUUCACAUUAUUCGGAGUCACAGAACUCGUGCUAGGAAAGGACGGUGGGAAAACGGCCGUUUUACUGGAUGGUGUCUCGCAGUACAUCGAUUACUCAGGGUCUGCUAGCGGAUGUCUGUGGACACCGACGGAUUGUAAGCUGGGUCUGACUGUGUCCUUCAACCUGAAGCUGAUCACCAUCAAGGAGACUGUGUAUAUUAUCAGCAGUGGAGCAGAUCAGGUCAAUGGGUAUGGGGUGUCCAUGUACAUCAAGAACAGUCGCUUUUACUGCAGGGUGAGCACCGCGACGCAGGAGUGGACGGUGUACACGUCCUCGUACAAACUGAACGUCUUCAUCACGGUGGAGUUCUCCUGGAGCCUGCAGUACGGACUGACGCUCUAUUUUGACGGGGUCCUCGUCGCACAGACAAAAACAUUCAUCUCAAGAUCGGUUACAACUCGUGCCUAUACCAAAUUUUAUAUUGGCAAGUCAAUAAUAUCGAACAUUUUUGCGAACAUUGUCAUUGAAGGAUGGACGGUGAAGAAUGCCAUCAAGAAAACUGCUGAUGGCGUUCUUACUACAUCAAGCACUGUGGGCAGCACCACUGAAUCAAUAGAGUCGACGACAGAGGGAACAACUGGUACCACAGAAAGUACAGCCAUCACUGAAAGUACAGCCAUCACAGAAAGUACAGCCACCACAGAAAGUACAGCCACCACUGAAAGUACAGCCACCACUGAAAGUACAGCCACCACAGAAAGUACAGCCACCACUGAAAGUACAGCCACCACUGAAAGUACAGCCACCACUGAAAGUACAGCCACCACUGAAAGUACAGCCACCACUGUAAGUACAGCCACCACUGAAAGUACAGCCACCACUGUAAGUACAGCCACCACUGAAAGUACAGCCACCACUGAAAGUACAGCCACCCCAGAAAGUACAGCCACCACUGAAAGUACAGCCACCACUGAAAGUACAGCCACCACUGAAAGUACAGCCACCCCAGAAAGUACAGCCACCACUGAAAGUACAGCCACCACUGAAAGUACAGCCACCCCAGAAAGUACAGCCACCACUGAAAGUACAGCCACCACUGAAAGUACAGCCACCACAGAAAGUACAGCUACAUCAGUUGAAAGUACCACUACAACAGAAAGUACUGCCACCACAGAAAGUACCGCUACAACAGAAAGUACUGCCACUACAGACAGUACCGCUACAACAGAAAGUACUGCUACAACAGAAAGUACCGCUACAACAGAAAGUACUGCCACCACAGAAAGUAUCGCUACAACAGAAAGUACUGCUACAACAGAAAGUACUGUCACCACAGAAAGUACCACAGGUACCACCUCAGAGAGUACUGCUGCAAGCACAGUGGAGACAACAACACAAGCUUGUUUUGGUGGAGCUGAUGAAUACCCCAAGAUGCCUACUGCACCGUCACUGAUGUACACCGUGGAAACAAACACAGUGGUGCUAGACUGCUCCAUAUCGCGGGUAGAAAACGAAACAGAUGCAGAGUACAGUGUGACAUGGAUUAUUGACACGACAGUCAUUAAGACGAAUGCACUUACAACAACGUCCGUGGCAACCCUGUUCAGUUCAAGUCUCUCCACUGCUCAGCGAGAUGACGCUCUCACUAAAGGGAUUUACUGCCAGGCUACAGCGAGGAAUCCAAAGAGGUGUGGAAAUAAAGUCAGUCCACCACAGUCAAGUGACGUGUUCAGUUUGUCGCUGCAGAUUCAGAGUCCCUCGUUCCUGGUGAUGUACGAAGGAGAGACUAUUCUCAAAGUGGACAUCACUAUGAAGAUCAGUCCAGCAUUCUACUGCAUGAUGAAGUACGGUCAGCCCUGCUCAGUGUUUUUUGAGGCGUUUGCUAAGCCGGAAAUGUCACCACUCAAGUGUACAAACAAUGUGGUAAAGAACCCUGUGGUUGUCCGCUACAUGGGCGUGUCAGUGGACGAGGCGAUCUGCGGGGCACACAUGUCGUCCAUGAGCCAGACGCUGAACAUCAACACCGUGUCUGACCGCCAGGUGACUGCCAACAGAACCGUCAAUGUCAACAUACAGCAGAGAGACGAACUGUCAGACAAGACUCAAGUUAAAGUCACUAACAAAAUCAUAACGUUGACGAUCGUCAGUCGUGAUGAGAAGAACACAGUCUGCCGGUCGUCGGGAGACCCUCACAUGGUCACAUUUGACGGACUUAAAUACGAAAACAUGUGGACAGGAGAAUUUAUUCUUUACCAACACACUGAAAUGGAUGUUGAGGUUCGAGGGUAUACUAAACGGAUAGUUAGAGGAUCCGGUAACUGUGGCUUGACUGUGAGGUCGGGCAAUGAUGUGAUCCGCUUCAACAAGUGUUCAAUGAGAGGCUUGGGACGUUUUCUAAAUCCACUCAUUCCAGAACAUUUCUUCAAGAAUGACUUAACACCAUCAACCAAGAUUUACCAAGAACUCAAUGGGCAAAUUUACCACGUAUUGCUGCCAACUGGUACCAAAGUCACUGUGAAGAACACCGUUCGAGGUUUUAUCAAUAUUUGGAUUGAGCCAUCAGGAAGGGAUUUCGGAAAAACAAGAGGUCUCUGUGGCGUUUACAAUAAUAAAGUUUCUGAUGACUUGAUGUUGAAAAAUGGAUCUACUGUUCCUAAAACUACAAAUAUAAGAUUCCAACCCAGUACAUUUAUCAAGUCAUGGAGAGUGACAUCUCGCAGUGACAGUCAGUACUCGGGAUACAGAGGAACCAGCGACAUCUCGCCUCAGAUCUUCUGUCAGUGUUACACCGGAUCCAAGCUGCCUAAGAUCUGCAGUUUCUUUGCUGACAUUGAUCCCUGUUCAAUCGCUGUUUAUGGUGAUGCUGUAGAUAUCACAGACAGACUGGUAGACGAUUAUAGGAAGAGUCAGCAACAAGUCGUGGGUCGCAGUAAGAGAGAAACAAAUGAUGUAUUUGAGUUUGAUGACAUCAAUCAGAUGGAUAACGCAAAAUGGCCUACAAACAGUGGUUUGACAGAAGCCAAUGCCACAGAUCUGUGCACGACAAAAGUAAGAUCGUCACAAGGCUAUGAUUCUUGUAGGAGUUUUGUUGCUGACAACUUCACAGAUGAGAUUGAUAAUUGUGUCACUGACAUCCUGUUGACGGACGACAUUGCCUGGGCCAAGUCUGCUCUUGCCGAUGUUCAGCAGCGAUGUUUGUCUGUGGCCGUGCGAAACACAGACAAUUGGAAAAAGCCAGCUGAUUCUAAGGAUCCACCGACGUUACCAGGCGUCAUCAAACUGCUGUGUUCAGAGGACUGCAGUGGUCAUGGAACAUGUGACCAAGGAACAUGUACCUGUAACGCUGGUUACAUUGGCUCUGACUGCUCUCUCCCGUCAUCAACGAAGCCGACCCUGCUAGAUGAAGAGAACCGCAUCACUUGUCAGGUGGAUACUCAAUUCUGCAACAGCACCAUCAUCAAGGGAGCUAACUUCUUCAACAGUUCUAAACUAACUUGUCAUCUUCAGCAAAUUCAGGUAUCAGCAAGUGGAUACACAUCUGAAGGCAAGCAGGAGACAGUGCCCGCAGUGUAUCGCAGUCUUUAUGAAGUCAGGUGUCCGCUGCGCCUGCAAAACGUUCAGAGUUUCUCCAUUUCUGUCAGUAAUGACGGAAGUUCAAAGAGCAGUGAACAAGCCUUCUUUCUAGCGUAUCACUCCGUGUGUCUGCAGUGUUCCUUCAAUGGCAGUCAGCCUUUAUGUCCAAUCACGGAUUCGUCCUGUCUGAUAGAGGGACAGUGCUACACUGCAGACAGCAACAACAUCGACGAUGCCUGUCUUCUUUGUGACCCGGCGCAGUCAGCCACGUCGUGGACUACAAGUAGCAAAGCUGAGUGUAAGCGUACGACUGUGACUCCGCCGCGGAACCCGGAGCUGGUUGAGUACAACACCCGUGUGGCUGUGAUCGUCUCCGCCUGUGUGGCCGGCGUCCUGCUGCUCGUCGUCUUUGCAGUCGUCGCGUUCAUCGCCAGAAGGCGACACAACAAACACAAAGCCCGGCUGAACGCAUACGAGGAGCCGCAGCCUCCCUACGAGAGAACGUACGACGGAUCGUUCGGCCUCCGCACUGACAAAAACCUCAUGUUUUACAACCCAGCUCUAGAAAGGCCAGAGUACUACGAUGCAACUCUAUAAACACUGAAUAAAUCUGAAUUACCAGUGUAACUCUACAAACACUGAAUAAACCUGAAUUAUCCGUGCAUCUCUAUAAACACAGAAUAACCUGACUUAUCAGUGCAUCUCUAUAAACACAGAAUUAACCUGAAUUAUUAGUGUAUCUCUAUAAACACAGAAUAAAUAUGAACUGUUGGGGCAACUCUAUAAACACAGAAAAACCUGAAUUAUCAGUGAAACAUAAAACCACAUCAUACCCACUUAUAAUAAUGACAUUCAACCACACAUUUUAUAUUUGUGUAUUCCCAUAUUUAAGACUAAAUAUUUGUGUUAUGUAAAUAUAUUAUAUAAAGAUGUUUUUACAUUGCCGACAUAUCCGUUCUAUUUUCGUUGACACUGUUAUACAUGUUCAGUUAUGAUAUUUAAUUUGUGUAUGUUUAUUACUGUCAAAUUAACAAUGUGCAUGUUUAUUACUGUCAAAUUAACAAUGUGCAUGUUUAUUACUGUCAAAUUAACAAUGUGCAUGUUUAUUACUGUCAAAUUAACAAUGUGUAUGUUUAUUACUGUCAAAUUAACAAUGUGCAUGAAGAGCAUCUCUUACCUAUUGGUUGUUGACAUUUUCGAAGAUUGUGGAUCAUUUAGGAGAUGUAUUGACUGGUUAAACUCAUCUUUCAAUCGGUUUUAUUAUUUGAGCAAGAAGCGUAAUGUGUUGUUUGAAUGUUUUAUAUAAAAUAUGUCAACAAAAAUAAAAAAAUUUUCAUGUUAAUAUUAACGCUCACAAAUGAAAUGAAAUAAAAAAAUUAUCUUGUAAUAUGCAAAGUGAUACUCAAACAAUCAAAUUUUAAUAAUAUUUUUCCUUUGUUCCUGGAAUAAGAUCAGGUUGGACUUCCAGCAAUGUUAUUUUUGUUAUCAACGUGAUAUAUAUGUAUUGUUAAUCAGAAUAUAGUUUACGUAUGUUUCUUAUAUUUUCUUAUGAGCCAUUUACAGUGCAUGUUUGAUAAUCACAGUCUAUUAGUGCUUUUUGUUAGUUUUAUAAUUACUAUUUUUUCAACAAGAAAUUGUUUUUCUUUAAUCUUUUAUUUUUUAGUAAUAAAUACUUAUUUUCA
Messenger RNA from Gigantopelta aegis, 6734 nucleotides. RefSeq lists its product as uncharacterized. The transcript is spliced from 28 exons. The coding region runs from base 1 to 5649 and encodes 1882 amino acids. The record is from RefSeq and is a predicted model, not a curated record. Lineage: Eukaryota; Metazoa; Mollusca; Gastropoda; Neomphalida; Peltospiridae.